Messenger RNA from Solanum lycopersicum (tomato), 1008 nucleotides. Lineage: Eukaryota; Viridiplantae; Streptophyta; Magnoliopsida; Solanales; Solanaceae. The record is from RefSeq and is a predicted model, not a curated record.
AUGGGUGGGAUGACUGUGACACCUAAUGAAAGGAAUGAUCUUAUUCUGAUGAGUCCUAUGACCGGACGGAGAGUUUGCAUGGACUACCGAAAGUUGAAUGCUUGGACACAAAAAGACCAUUUUUCCCAUUCCCUUCAUGGACCAAAUGUUGGACAGACUUGUAGGCAAGGCUGGUAUUAUUUUCUAGAUGGCUACUUAGGCUACAACCAGAACUCUAUCGCCCCGGAAGACCAAGAAAAGACCACAUUCACUUGCCCUUAUGGGACUUUUGCAUUCAAAAGGAUGCCAUUUGGGUUGUGUAAUGCACCAAUGACUUUUCAGCGUUAUAUGAUGUCGAUAUUUUCUGAUAUGGUAGAGGAAACUAUUGAGGUUUUCAUGGAUGAUUUUUCUAUGGAUUAUUCAAAAGUUGCAUAUCCUUUGUGCAAAUUGCUAGAGAAGGACUGUAAGUUCUAUUUCGAUGAGUCUUAUCUGAGAGCAUUUGGAGAAUUGAAAGGGAAGUUAGUUUCUGUGCCCAUUAUUAUUUCACCGAAUCAGGGUGAGACAUUUGAGGUGAUGUGUGAUGUGAGUGGGGUUGCACUUGGCAUGGUAUUAGGACAAAGAAGAGAUAAAAUCCUUCACCGUAUUUAUUAUGUGAGCAAAGCUCUGAAUGAAGCCCAAAAGAACAACACUUUGAUAGCGAAGGACGCAAAGCAAAGGUUCAUCAGAUGGGUAUUACUGCUUCAAGAUUUUGAAUUUGAGGUGGAGGAGAGAAAGGGGACUGCAACUCAAAUGGUCGACCACUUCUUAAGAAUGGAGGAUGAAGCUAUGCACAAACUGGGGGAAAAGGCUGAAAUUAAUGAUGCGUUUCCAGAUGAGGAUAUAUUGGUCGUUUCACAUGAUCUGAUCCCAUGGUUUGCAGACUUCGUUAACUAUUUGGCAAGUGAUUGUCCCGCGGAUUUGACUUUACACCAAAGGAAGAAGUUCCUACACGAUGUGAAGAAGUUUUUUUUUGCGAUAAGCCUAACGUAA